CUGUAAGCGCGCCGUUUGAUCUGUCGAACAAUGCGGCAUCUCCUAUCAGACUUAGCCUUGCGCCGCCAGGAUCACCCAUUCAGACUUCACCCAUCGGCCUCUGCUUUGCCAACUCAUCAGAACUCCGUAAAGCUAGCGUUCUCCAACAUCUCGCCAUCGUUGCCGCUUCUCCCAUCCCAGCCGCAUCCCCUGUUGCCCGUCCAACUCCCUUCCGCACCUCUCGCACUUUCCGCCUUUACCGCGUCGCGUCUCGUCGUUUGUGCUGCGUCCCUUCGCGGAGGAUCUCGACCUGCGCCACGCGGGUUUUCCGCGCGCGAGGGGAUGCGCGGCGGGGUGGACUCGGAGGGGCGGGAGUAUGCGUCGGCGGACGACAUGUGGCGGCAGGAGGCGGGGGAGCGCGCAGUGAGCGCGGGGGAAGCGGGAAGCGGAGAGGGGGCAAUGGAGGGGGAAACGGGUGGGAAGAAGCGCGAAUGGUACGACAAGGGUGUCAGGUACUGGGAGGGCGUGGAGGCGAGCGUGGACGGCGUGUUGGGGGGCUACGGCGCGGUGAGCAGCACGGACGCGGCGGGCAGUGCGGCGUUCCUGCAUGAGGUGCACGGCGCGCACGUGGAGGCCGCCAGAGGGCAAGGGCGGCCGCUGGUGGCGCUGGACUGUGGAGCUGGAAUUGGGCGAGUGACCAAGGAGUUCCUGCUGCAUGUGUUCAACGAGGUGGAUCUGGUGGAGCCGGUGCGCCACUUCAUCGACACCGCCCGCCAGCACCUCGCCUCGCCCCCAUCCGCUGCUGCCACCUCCCACCGCGCCGUCAACUUCUUCUGCUGCCCGCUCCAGGAGUUCUCCCCCGACGCGGGGCGCUACGAUGUGAUUUGGAUCCAGUGGUGCAUCGGCCACCUCACCGACGCUGACCUCAUCGCCUUCCUGCACCGCUGCGUGGCGGGUCUGCGGCCAGGCGGCAUCAUCGUGCUGAAGGAGAAUACCUGCCAUAAAGGUUUUGUGCUGGACAAGGCGGACAGCAGUGUGACGCGCAGCGACGCGUAUUUCAGAGACCUCUUCAAGCAGGCCAACCUGCAGCUGCUCAAGUCCAAGGUGCAGCGGGGGUUCCCCUCAGAGCUCUUUGUGGUGAAGAUGUAUGCGCUCGCACCGCAGCCUGCACCCCAGGGGGGCGUGGCGUCCCGCACACGGCAACGCAGCAAGCGACCCAACCAGCCCGCCGUCAUCUACUGACAGCCACUGCCUCCAGUCCUAACUCCUCUGCAGUGUUACCGUAGAGCUGGAUGGCUGUGCGACGUCAGAUACACUUGCAGUGCUGUGCAUGACAACAAAAUCAAUCAGUACAA
Molecule: messenger RNA, 1334 nt
Organism: Closterium sp. NIES-67
Lineage: Eukaryota; Viridiplantae; Streptophyta; Zygnematophyceae; Desmidiales; Closteriaceae
Source: the annotation of a GenBank genome assembly